This is a messenger RNA of Linum tenue, 3952 nucleotides long. Lineage: Eukaryota; Viridiplantae; Streptophyta; Magnoliopsida; Malpighiales; Linaceae. The record is from the annotation of a GenBank genome assembly.
CGCGCAGCGCCGCGCCGUGUCUCCAACUCCUUGGCGAUUCAUUCAAAGACCGUAACCACAGUGGGAAUCGAUCUAUGGAUUGGAGUCCAUGCCUGUUUCGUUUUCUUUGUCAUUUCUGGGUUGAGAAAUGAUAUUCUCUUCUGCUGGUCCGGCGAUUCUGGAUAGCCGAAGUGAAAGCUAAUGGACAAAAAUGGCGCAGUCUCAUGGCCGGCUGCGAUAAUCUCUCACUCCAAACAUGGAGGGCGGCGACAAACCGCAGCACCCGAAACGAGUAUUAUCUUUCGGUCCCCAAUCAUGGCCCUUUCUGCCAGAGAUCGAGUGCGACAAAUCGGUUCGGAGGAUAUACAGCAGAGAGGCCAUGGAUGAUGGAGACCUGACAUCGACAUGGCACCAAGAUACUGCGUUACGUCUCUUAGUUCGCCUUGAUUUCGACAUAAAUGCCCGACUACAGAGUAUCCCCUACCACAAAUCCUCAUUAUGGAGAAGAAGAGUGGGAAUCGGGAGCUGAACCCAUUUCAGUACCGUCACCCUCUUCUACUGUUGUUCUGCGUUCUGUUUUUCUGCUUAUACCCAUUAAAUGGGGAACUAGCCGACCCGAUUGGCCACGGGUACAGAGUUGUAUCAGCCGGAAUCGAUCCCUCGGCCGGCAACUCCUUCGUCGUCGACCUGAAGCUGAUCAACCAGUCUUCAGUUUUUGGUCCUGACAUUGAGAGACUUACCCUCACUGUCAGUUUCUUCUCUGCUUUCUUGUAUGUGCAUAGCUUCGAGACGGAGGAUCGCCUGCGGAUACGUAUCACAGAUGCCAAACACAAGAGAUGGGAGAUCCCUCGAGAAAUCAUCCCACGUCAAAAUAACACCUUGGACUCGAACUUAGCCCAUCACCAUUCCGAGCAACAAGGCCUCGUUUUAUCACUCCCGAACUCAGACCUCACCUUCACACUCCUCAACGCCACUCCAUUCGGCUUCACCGUGUCUCGCCGUUCCUCGGGGGACGCCAUUUUCGAUGCCUACCCGAACCCAUCGGAUCCGGAGACGUUCCUGGUAUUCAAGGACCAGUAUAUCCAACUCACUUCUUCACUUCCCGGCGAGAAAAGGGCUUCACUUUAUGGUUUGGGAGAGCACACAAAGAAGUCAUUCAAGCUGGUGCCUAAUGAAACACUCACAUUGUGGAACGCCGACAUUGCUAGCUUCAAUCCUGAUGUCAAUCUCUACGGGUCUCACCCCUUUUACAUGGACGUUCGGUCAGCAUCCCCUGACGGUAAGGUGAAAGCCGGCACAACUCAUGGAGUUCUGUUGCUUAACAGCAACGGCAUGGAUGUAACUUAUGACGGUGAUAGAGUUACUUACAAGGUUAUUGGUGGAGUCAUUGACCUGUACAUUUUUGCUGGGCCAACACCAAAUUUGGUACUGGAGCAGUACACAGAGCUCGUUGGCAGGCCGGCUCCUAUGCCAUACUGGUCUUUCGGGUUUCAUCAAUGCCGAUGGGGCUACAGAAACGUUUCGGAUCUUAAAGGGGUAGUUGCUGGUUAUGCAAACGCUGGUAUACCCCUGGAAGUAAUGUGGACCGAUAUUGAUUACAUGGAUGCAUACAAGGAUUUUACUCUUGAUCCCGUCAAUUUCCCACCUACUGAGAUGGAUAAGUUUCUUGCAAGUUUACACCAAAAUGGUCAGAAAUAUGUCCUCAUCUUGGAUCCUGGUAUCAGCAUAAACUCGUCAUAUGCAACUUAUACAAGAGGAAUGAAGGCUGACAUUUUCGUCAAACACAAUGGGUCUCCUUACGAGGGCGUGGUUUGGCCUGGACCAGUCUACUUCCCUGACUUUCUCAAUCCAGCAACUGCAGAAUUUUGGGGCAAUGAGAUCAAGAUGUUUCGAGAGAUUCUUCCCUUCGAUGGCAUAUGGCUUGACAUGAACGAAGCAUCCAAUUUCAACACCACUUCUCCCACUCCCAAUCAAUUCUCACCCUUCGAUGAUCCUCCAUACAAGAUUAAUGAUGCUGGAGUGAGACGGCCCAUUGAGAACAACACACUGCCGCCGACAGCUCUCCAUCACGGCGAUGUUGCAGAGUACAAUGUUCAUAACAUGUAUGGGAUGUUGGAAUCGAAAGCCACCAAUGCAGCUUUGGUUAGUUUGACUGCAAAGAGGCCGUUCAUACUUUCUAGGUCCACAUUUGUGGGUUCUGGGAAGUACACAGCACAUUGGACCGGGGAUAAUGCCGCCACAUGGGAUGAUUUGGCUUACUCCAUUCCGUCGAUUCUUAACUCUGGACUCUUUGGACUUCCAAUGGUUGGUUCAGACAUUUGUGGGUUUGCUCGGAACACAACCGAAGAGCUUUGCCGGCGUUGGAUUCAGCUAGGCGCUUUCUACCCAUUUGCAAGAGACCAUUCUGCCAUAGACACAACACGACAAGAGCUCUAUCUCUGGGAUUCAGUAGCUGCGACAGCCAAGAAAGUGCUCGGGCUGCGCUACCAGUUACUUCCUCACUUUUACACCCUUAUGUAUGAGGCACACACCAAAGGAACCCCCAUAGCACGCCCUCUCUUCUUCUCCUUCCCUCAAGACAUUCAAACUUACGACAUCAGCUCGCAGUUCCUACUCGGCGACAGCAUAAUGGUAUCCCCUGCGUUGAAGCCUGGUGCUAUCUCAGUCGAUGCCUACUUCCCAGCAGGCAACUGGUUUGAUCUCUUCAAUUUCUCCAAUUCAGUAACUGCACCGGAGAAAGGAGAGUACAUAAACCUGCCUACUCCAGCAGACCACAUAAACGUUCAUGUUCAGGAAGGAAGCAUCGUGGCUUUACAAGGAGAAGCCAUGACAACAGAGAAAGCUCGAGAGACGGGAUUCCAUCUCCUUGCUGUAGUCAGUGAGAGUAACCAAAGCCACAGCUUUGGACAAGUUUUCUUGGACGAUGGGGAGAGCGUGGAAAUGGGCGGCGGUGAAGGUGAGAGGUGGAGCUUGGUGAAGUUUCAUGCUCGCAAAGUUGGAGACAUGGUUAUCGUUGGAUCGGAGAUAGAGAAUGGAGAGUUUGCAAUGAGCAAGAAGUGGGUUGUAAACAAAGUGACGAUCUUGGGAAUGGACAAGAGUCAGAAGGGGAUGUCUUUGGGAGGCACGAAAAUGGAGGGGGGAAGGAAGAUGAAGCCAAGUACUGUGAGGACAAAUGUUGUGAAUGGCAAUGGGAAGUUUGUUGUAUUCGAGAUUUCGGGUUUGUCUUUGAAAAUUGGACAAGCGUUCCAGUUGAAGGUGAGAUAUGGCAAGGAAGAAGCGACCACCAGCGUUGCCGUGUAUCGGAAGGAAAAUGGUGACUGGUCAUUGGAUGUUUAGAAGACCCAGUGAACUCCCAGGUUUCAAUCGGAUUGGAUUCGCCAGCUUCUCUGACCUCUGUGGUAACUGCCCCUGCAGCCUUUACGCCUUCAACCAAUUUUUCCUCCUCGUCUUCCCAGUUACCCGUUUCCUCCUCUCGUUUCUGUUUUGUUUUGGUAGAAAGAUUGCUGAAAUUUGGUCCCGCCUAAUGAAUACUCGGGUAUUCAUGCAAGUUCUUACAAUUACAAGUAUGCCUCAUGGCUAAAUUUGCCGAGUACAGAAAUCACAUUGUGGGAAAAACGGCCGGUUAUUGGUCUGUGAACCUUCUUCUAGUUGAAUUUCAGUUUCUUCUACUGAGAAUAGCUUAGUAGACUUCAAGUUCCCCUGUGAUACAAGUACAUUUUGGCCCUUUUGGAUGAUAUAUUGUUUGGUGAUUUCUCGAGUAAGAUGUAUUUAUGAAGUAAGCAUCACCCAAUUUCUUUCGAGACCCUUCAUGCUGUGACAACGAUGAUGUGGGAAACAAACUGAUGGAUGCAUAUUAUGGACAACAGUAAAUUUGGCAGCUGCUUUAAUGCAGUUCUCCUACUAGCGUCCUGCUCACCGUGGUAAGUUACAUUUUGUUAAUUCGAGUGGGAAUUGCGAUAUAUUAGAAGUGUGG